CUCCCCCCUCUCUCUCUCCCCCUUCGUGUCCUCCGCGUACACAGUGUUGUCAAAAAUCCGGCAGCAGCGCGCCGGAGCUGCACACACAGCUGCCAUUGCUGUAAUUAUCUGCUUUUCGCUGGUAGGACGGUGCGUUCGCCGCCGAAGUCCUCUGUCAAGACUGAUAUCUACGCGCCAUCGUCGUCGCAGCAGCAGCAGAGAGAGCCGCCCCGUCGACGUCAUCCCCGUCGGCAUCGACCUCCUCAUCGGCGACCUGGAGAUGCGCCGCAACGCGCGGAACAGCACGCCGUAAGAGCGGCAUCACCGUCACCGUCAUCGUCAUCCGCGUCGUCGUCGUCGUCGUCGUAGUCAUCCACGCCGGUCGACGAGGGUUAACCUUCACGAGGGUGCCCUCCCCCGUUCCCGGCUCCCCAGGAGUUCGUGGCGUUCGGUAGCGGGUUUGACAGCGGCUCUCGAGGUUCAACAGCCGCGCCGAGAAUUUUGACAGGAGGAGGCAUGAAGUGGCUCAACUCGAGCAGCGGAGGCGCCGGAGGCGAGCCGGCAUCCUCCAUGCAGCUGCAUCACACCUCCGUCAACGGCCACAUACCCACGGAUACGGAACAGUUAGGACAAGUUAUGGCUGGAGGAGAUAACAUGCGAAUUCAACCUGGUCAGACACAUCAGAUGGGGGUGAAUAGAACUCAAGACGAUGCCAUGGUUGGUUAUGUAUUUCAACGACCUACAGAACCAGAAUUUAAUACCCAAUCUUCGACUUUCCAAGCGAAACAAGCUCCCAGAGCAUGGGCUCUAGCGGAUGAUGUUAUCGUUGAUAAUAAUCAAGAAAAAUGGAAAUAUUCAAUGACUAAGCUCGGUGUACCUCAACAGAGUCAAUCUCAACAACUUGGAUUGACGAUGAAUAAUGUACAUCUGAGUAAUGUACCAUAUGAGAUACAUCCUAUGCAGUUAAAAAGCGGAGCACCUGGUACGGAACAUUUAGUUUACUUGAACAAUCAGAUGACUCAACAACAAGUUGCACUCUAUCAUCAUCAGCAGCAACAGCAACAAUUCAGAAACGGACAGAUCGCUCCUUCGACAAAAAAGCUCUGGGGCGUGGACGAAGGAGGCUCCAAGGACGAAGGGGGUGUAAAAGGCGGUGGGACCUUGCUGCACCUGGGCGACCACCAGACCACCAUGUGGCGGGAUUCCACCUGGAGCACGUCAGAUCAUGCGGUGUCGCAGCCAAUAUCAAUGGGCACGGGUAGACGUGUGGGAGUUGGGACGGGAUAUCAUCAUCAAGCGUCUGAAGUCGGGACAGUGCUCAGCCCCAGAAGCAGUGAAACAGGUGGUUUGGGAGUUAAAAUGGUUGAAUAUGUUCUUGGAUCGAGUCCCACUACACCAAAAGAUUUGGAACCUCGAAUGGUUUCUCUGAGAUUGAAUGCCGAUGCAGAUAAGAAAGAAAAAGAGAAGGGUUCGGCAAGUCCCUUUGAUAGUACAAAGGAUGACACUGGCCCACAGGGUAACGGAUUAGCGUCUCAAAACGGUCUGGACGAAGAUAAAGGCUUCAAUCGCACACCCGGAAGCCGCCAACCGUCGCCGGGCGAGGAGGAAUUUCAGAAGAACGCCGCCGCCACUCUGGCGGUGAGUGCCGGCGGUGGUGGCGUCGUGCUGCUGAAACCCGGAGUCGACGUCGUUGGCAGCGAGGAGCAUUUCAUGGCGGCGUUCGCACCCGCGCCGCCGCACCAUCUGCAGCACCAUCAGGCUCCGCCGACCCAUCACCUGCAACAUCCGCACUCGCACGCGGCGGCGCAGCUCUUCGGGGCGCAAGCUCCGCCACCGCCUCAGGGUCCGCCGCCCUCGCAGCAGCAGCAGCAGCAACAAGGCCCACCGCAGCCGCAGGACACUACCACGCAUUUCGACGUCCAACAACUGUUUCGCAGUCAACCGCAAGGGGCGACGCCGCAACAGCUGCAGCUGCUUCAGCAGCAGCAGCAACAACAGCAGCAGCAGUACUUGGCCGCGUCCCAGGCGCAGCAGCAGCAGCAACAGCAGCAGCAGCAGAACUUCCCUGCGGCUCCCUAUACCGUAAUCAGCGGUCAGGAACCUUACGUAGGGGCACUGAUAGCAGGCGCGCCACCGCCAGUUGUACCGCAAUACUAUGGAGUCGGGCCCUGGGUCUACCCGGCCGGAUUGCUGCCCCAAGCACCACCCCAAGCGGCCGCCCCGCCGCCACCACGACGGCCCCUCACCCCGUCUUCGGCGGCCGCGGCAGCAGUCGCGCAGGACUCCGCGAACAACCUGGCGCAAACGGUCCAAGGACAAUACCAGGUGAUACCGGCUUACUACGAUCAGAACGGUUCCAUUGUGAUGGGAGGUGUUCGCGGUCUGAGCUCGGCGGCGACCCCCAUGAGAUUAGUUAGCCCCGCGCCGGUCCUGGUGAACAGAGCCCCUCCGGCUCAGCCUCAACCGGGUCCACCAGCACCGCCACCGCCGAAUCUAUAUUCCCAGCCGACCCCGACGUCUCAUAGCAAUGCUACGCCUGGCGAAUGUCUAGGUCUGGCAGCUUGCAGCGCAGCAGCGGUGGUCGCGCAGGCUCAGGCGGUUGCGGUACAACAGGCUCAGCAGCAGAGCUCGGGACUUGCCGCGGGUUUAGCGGCUCUAGGAUACGGCGGUUCCCCCCUUGGGGCCUUAGGCUCACCUGCCCAGUUACAGAACACAGGUUUAGGCCUCGGUGCGUCCUCGACCGGCAGACGAGAUUCCUUUGAUAGAAAUACUUCAGCCUUCAGUCCAAGCUUGGAAUAUAGCCGGGCGAAGUGGCCUCAGAGUUACGGCGCCCUCGGUACAGUUACUGCGUCACCGAGUCCCCUAGGACUGUCAUUAACGCCGCCGCCGACCUUGGGCGGCUCCUUAGGUGGCCUCGUCGGAGGAGCCAGCCGGGUGUCAGCGGCUCCUGGUGCCGAGGCCAAGUUUCGCGCGAGCGCGGUUCCCGCGUUGACGGCCAAUGGAGUGUUCGGCUCCAGCAGCUCCCUGUUUCCCAAUCUCGUCGGCAAACCCGGGCGCGGAGGCGCCGCCAACAUCAGCGACAAGAACGCAGGAGGGCGAUCACGGCUGCUGGAAGAUUUCCGCAACAAUCGAUUCCCGAGUCUACAGUUACGUGAUUUAGCUAAUCAUAUAGUUGAAUUCAGCCAGGAUCAGCAUGGUUCGCGGUUUAUUCAGCAGAAAUUGGAACGAGCCUCAGCCAAUGAGAAACAGCUCGUGUUUCAAGAGAUCCUUUCCUCCGCGUAUUCUCUCAUGACGGACGUCUUUGGAAAUUAUGUCAUUCAGAAAUUCUUUGAAUAUGGCACGCCGGAACAGAAAUCAACUCUCGCUCAAAAGGUUCGCGGACACGUUUUACCGUUAGCGCUGCAGAUGUAUGGCUGUAGAGUAAUACAGAAGGCCCUCGAGUCGAUCGCCCCGGCACAGCAAGAGAUCGUGCGGGAGCUCGACGGGCACGUGCUGAAAUGCGUAAAAGAUCAAAAUGGAAAUCACGUUGUGCAAAAGUGCAUCGAAUGCGUCGAACCGCGAGCGCUGCAGUUCGUGAUAGGUGCAUUCGCUGGGCAGGUCUACUCCCUGAGCACUCAUCCUUACGGCUGUCGAGUGAUCCAACGUAUUCUCGAGCACUGCACUGCCGAACAAACUCAAGGUAUACUGCAGGAGUUGCACGCCGCCACGGAUCAACUCAUCCAGGAUCAGUAUGGCAAUUACGUCAUACAACACGUUCUCGAACACGGAAAGCCAGAAGACAAAGCACAAUUAAUCAGCAGCGUCAGAGGCAAGGUGCUCGCUCUAUCCCAGCACAAAUUUGCGAGCAACGUGGUCGAGAAAUGCGUAACACACGCUACGAGACAGGAACGCGCUGUGCUGAUCGAAGAGGUUUGCGGCUUUAAUGACAACGCCUUGAACGUGAUGAUGAAGGACCAGUACGCCAAUUACGUGGUGCAGAAGAUGAUCGACGUGGCGGAGCCGGCGCAGCGCAAGAUCCUGAUGCACAAGAUUCGACCGCACCUGGGUAGUCUGCGCAAGUACACCUACGGCAAGCACAUCAUCGUCAAGCUGGAGAAGUUCUUUAUGAAGACCGCCUCGGCGAUGGGAGUGGGCGCGACGCCGAGCGGCACGUCGACGAGCGGCGGCGGAGGCGGCGACCUCGGCCCGAUCGGGCCUCCCGCGUCAGCCGCGUCCGGCCCGGUCUCGACGUCCAGCCAGCAGCCGGCCCAGGUGACGGGUUUAUAAGCACGAGGUCGUCGCACGCUUCUGUCGCCGAGAAGAGAAGACAGCAGCGACAGAUGAAGAAAAGAGGCAAGCGAAACAGCAAAAGAACCUACUGUCUUACUUUUAUCUUGUAGCGAGAUCUGUUCUAUAUCUACCGAUGAGAAUAUCUCAUGUAUUUCCAGGAUCCCUCGUUUUUUUUUUUUUUUUAUUUUAUUUUAUUUUUAACUCUCGCUUCGGUCCCGCGUCCUCGAAGAAAGCGAAAAGGCGAGGCGAAGCCUCGCAGAGAUCAUUUCUAAUUCUAAUGUACGAUUUUUUUUCUAAUCCUCGAUGAUCAAUGAUACCUUGUACAGCAAUGUCGGGCUUCUUCGGGACCCGGGCAACGCGAGACAAAUCACAGACGGCACAUGACGAGUCCAUUUUACUGAAAACCCCGCGAAAGGAAGAAGCAGAGUUCGUAGAAACGAAGGUGUAGAGGAGACACGUUGUGUAGAGCAUUUUUCUAUCGUUUUGCAAAACGUCGUAGCCCUUCUGUGCGUAGAGAAAUAUUCGCGUUACAGUUGUACACACACGAGUAGAAAACAUCGAGUGUAAGGAAAUCGCAUAUUUUCGAAUAUUAUAAUUUUCGAUUUUGCGAACAAAAAAUUACGAAGGCGAUCAGCUCGACGAGUUUCAGAAACAUUACACGAUGCUGAGCUGUCGAAGCUAAAACGAGCAAGCAAUCGUUCCGUGGAGAUUCGAAAGAAGGAAGAAGGCAUCGCUCGAUUCUUAGAGUCACGUGCUGGAUUAUUAGAUUCGUUAAGUCCUCUCGGAAGAAAAAAAAAAGAAGUAGAGAGUACCGAGAUUCCCCGGCGAGAGUAAACGGAGCAUUAUUAUGGAAAUAGAAUAUAAAGCGCGGCUCGUCGAGACGUCACACGAACUCGACGAACGAAAUAUACAAGCUUCUACGAGGGCGGCACGGUAAAAAAAAAAAAAAA
Molecule: messenger RNA, 5198 nt
Organism: Nylanderia fulva
Lineage: Eukaryota; Metazoa; Arthropoda; Insecta; Hymenoptera; Formicidae
Gene: pum
Product: pumilio
Biological process (GO): post-transcriptional regulation of gene expression
Cellular component (GO): nucleus; cytoplasm
Molecular function (GO): mRNA 3'-UTR binding
Source: RefSeq, a predicted model, not a curated record